GAUUCAGCCCAUGUUCCUGCAGAUCCUACAAGUUGGUAAAAUCUGUUAAGGUUUGCUGUUCCAGUCGUGGAUAUUUCUUACUAUGUCUCCGUCCACAGUCAUGAACGGACUUAGUUGGCGGGUUUUUGAAUGGUGUUUGGUUCUAACGUCUCUGUCGAAACCCAUCGGGUCUAAAAACUGAUGCCAGACCAGUGAACUGUGAGCUAGCUUUACCCGGGAGCCUUGAAUUUUCUGUUUUGAACAUCUACAUACUGUGAGGAGGAGGCUGGACACAAAACACAGUGAAGAGGAGAUAUUGUGGAGUAAACAGAAAUAUAAAAUGGAGCACGGCAGCCUGGUCGGGGAGUUUCUGUCUCCGGAGUCCACGGUGACCUCGCUGCUGUCGAGCUCAGGUCAUCUGAGGAGCAGCCUACUGCCUCCUGAACACAACACCACCUUCAGAUACAGAGACAAGGACUAUGACUCAGCCUCGGCAGCGUUGGAUGCCUACAUCGCAGACUUUGAGAGGAGUUGUCAUAACAGCGGGACAGUGACAGGACGAGUCGUUCUGCCUCAUAGUCCCCCCUCCACACCGAGCAGACCCAGAGUGAACACACUCAGAAACAGAGACGUUCUCAGGGAGAGUUUGACUGAAAGGGAGCUUGACUUCCUGAACCUCCCCGUCAGCUCGCUUCAUCACAGCGGCAACCGAGACAGACUCUCCAUGACGACGGAUGAGCUGCUGUCUAUCCCUUAUGAUGGCUCGAUGCCUGUCACCCACACAUCUGCCUUCAUCCAAGGCCUCCUGUCCCAGUCUGGAGCCUCCCAGCCGCGCCAAACCUCCUCCAGUGCAGAACAUAGAGCCUGUGCUGGGCUCAGUAGAAGCCACGCUGCCCCCCGACCGAACCACCACCACUCUCACCUGAUCAGAACAGCAAGGACCUCCAGAAGAAGACCAGGAGCUGCUGUGUUGAAAACACUUGAUGACUUAUCGUCUGUGAGCAGCUUUAAGCCUGAACACAGAGCGGCGGGGUCAGAGUGGGCAGAGCCGUCCUCGUUGCUCCACCUCCCUCACCGCUUCACCCGCAACAAGGCUGACCCGGGCUCCUCUGGAAUGAGCAGCGUGUCUGAGCAGAAGGGUGGAUCCAGCGUGGAGGCCUGGAUCCAGCGCUGUGACCGCAGCAAGCUGCCGCCACCCCCAGAGUCGAAGCUGUGGGACGACCACGGUUUUCUUCCACCCGCAGCUCCCAGAACUGGAGCUCCAUCCUGGGUCGCAGAGCUGGAGGAGGAUGAUGAUGCUGACCAGACAUGUUCACAGGUUGACAGCCAGCUGACUCUCAGAGAUCUGAGGCUUCAGUUUGCUGAACAGAUUUCACUGCUUGCUGCAGAGAGAAAAAGCUCCGACAUCAUGGAAACUGUGUUCAGAGACAACAGGAUCGAGUGUCUGAUCCAGAAGGCGGAUCAAGUGUUGAACUCUCUGUCUCAGAGUUGUGAAGGAGCAGACAGUCGUGCUGAUUCAGUCAGUCCAGUGAACACUGAGGAGCAGCUGCUCGGUUCACCCUCACACGGUCCUCUGUUCACUCUGGACACAGCAGCAGCAGCAGCAGCAGCAGCAGCAGGCGGUGGCACAGAGGCUCUGACUGACAGAGGAGCUCAGACUUUGGACUGCGGCCUCAGUGGAAACAGCAUCUGGAAGCAGCCUGGUCCAGUGGAGGCUCUCAAACAGAUGCUGUUCAGACUGCAGGCAGUGGAGGGGAGGCUUCAGCAACAAGAAGCAUCAGCGGCUCCAGCACUCACCGACAGGCCACAAAUGGAGCAGACUCCAGUAAAGCAGAGACCUGAAGGUGAGGCCGAGCUGGAGAGUUUUUCUGGUGGACCGUCACUACAAAGAGCUCUGCAUCACCUGAGCCGUCUGAAGCUUCUGGUGGAAGAACCCAGAAAGAAACACAGAGAGGAAGAGGAGGAGAAGGAUGAAGACGAAGGACGCUACUCUUCCUCAUCUGCCGACGGGCUCGUCUGUGCCCAGCAGAAACCUUUCUGAAGCGUCUGCAUCAGUCAGUGUUCUCACUCUCCUCUCCUUUCUGUUUCCUGUUGCGUCCUUUUGGCGGCAGGAAGAAGUUUCCAAAGGAUGUGGAUGAAGUAUUCUCUGGAUUUGUAUUGUAGAUGAAAAACUGUCAUGUAUCUUAACACUGACACAUUAACACUGAACAGACACUUGAGACAUUAUCCAUUAAAGACUUGUCGUCUUGUUGUCCAUUUAAGACACAGUCUGACCUUUUGGGUCUUGUUGGACAUUUUACACAGAAAAAUGUCAAAUAAGAAUGAAGCUCUGCUGCAUCUCAGCGAUGUGAAGGACAAUCAGAUUCAAAGUCAGCAAAGAGAAGACACACACACACACACAACACCAGCAUUUUACAAACUCUGUAGCAUCUGUUCAGCUGCUGAGACACUUGUGAAAUGAUUGUGAAUGUGCCAAUAUGAAAGAGGAUUCUAUGUCUAGUUUGAUACUGCACAGAAAAUGUCAUUUUAAUGAUAUAUAUAUAUUUAUAGCUGUGCUAGGAGCACAGCCAUGGAGAUGCAUGUUAGCAUGUUAUCAAGUAAACACGCAACAUACUAAGCCUAAGUAUUUUAAAAUUCCCCAGAACAACAUCUAUACAUUAAAGUGACAAAGCCCUUUAGUGUGUGUUGUUAUGAUGACGGAAGCACAGGAGGAAGUCAGGCGAUGUUUCAUAGCGACAAAGUGAGCACGAGGAGGCGGCUGGGUCAACAAAACACUGGACUUUAACACGGAGACCGCUGUUCGAUUCCCGUUUCCAACCAGCUGUCAAUGUUGUUUCUAUUAAACAUGACCAUGAUUGUUCUGUAA
Messenger RNA from Toxotes jaculatrix (banded archerfish), 2845 nucleotides. RefSeq names its product chromosome 16 C18orf54 homolog (gene c16h18orf54). The transcript has 15 exons. The record is from RefSeq and is a predicted model, not a curated record. Lineage: Eukaryota; Metazoa; Chordata; Actinopteri; Toxotidae. Bases 320 to 2020 code for a protein of 566 amino acids.